Molecule: messenger RNA, 623 nt
Organism: Mixia osmundae IAM 14324
Lineage: Eukaryota; Fungi; Basidiomycota; Mixiomycetes; Mixiales; Mixiaceae
Exons: 1
Coding region: 180-341 (53 amino acids)
Source: RefSeq, a predicted model, not a curated record
UGCCAGCUCCAAGCUGAUGGCGAGAAUGACGAUCAUGCCGACACCGUAUGCCUUUGGCAAUUCUCACGACAGUCUGGCGCAUAACGUCUAGGCCUUGCGCUACUUGUCUCGUACUUAUCGGCAAUCGUGUUUGAUCCUUCAGUGUCAUCUCUGCUAUUCGAUGUGCAUGAUGAGCCUCAAUGGAUGCGGUUUUUGAUUUCUCUGCGACUACUCCCGUCUUUGCAUUCGCUGCUCGACAUGUCCCAGCCACGCGCUAUCACCACUUGUUGGUCAGAAAAGAGCAAUCCGGACUCAGCCACCAUCANACCUUUCGCGCGAGUGGNGUGGAGACUGCAAGCUGACAGAUCACGCUGUCAUCAUCGUCAAGCGGAUGCACACUAAGCGAAUCUGUCACAUCGAUCUGUUUGCUGGCGCAUGUGAUUUUCAUUGAUACAUGUUCCUGUUUUCAUGCACAUCAACGAGCAGCUCAAGCUGAAGAAUAUUCGCUACAAGCAACCAUGGUCUUUGAUCUCAUCCAUAUUCCCGAUGGCACGUUGAAAGCGAAAGGUAGCUAGGUCUUUUGAAUAUGUCAUAUAACAAUUUAGCAACAAGUGAGCACCUCAUCGCAGGCAAAGGAACGCCCC